UGUAAUGUUUACUCCAACCAUUCAAGAGUUAACCUCAUUAGCUAUGAACGGGUGAGGAGAAGGAGCUUCCCGGUAUAAGAAAUCUACUGAAACAGUCAACUACUCACCGUGUUCCCAUUUCGCCAUUGAAUGGAUCAUAGACCCGAUGCGAGCUAAGCUCACGACUCUUUUCGAAUUUAAUCGUUCAUCGGGUUCGCAGCUAGAGAGUUCUCAGCUCAUUGGAUCCGAAGCAAAUUCGCCGUUGUGUCUUUACAUUCUUGUAAUUGACCUGAGAGGGUUUGGCUUUUGGUGAGCCAUGGCUGGGAUCUUCGAGUAUUUCGUGGUUUGCGGAAUCGGGCCGGAGAUUCGGACGCUUGACGGUCAAAGAGGUUACCAUGGGACAGGGAUCAUGUACUUGGCUUCUCUUCUGGAUCAGUACCCGCCUCCUAAUCACACUCUCUAUCCUCCUCCUCCUCCUCAGCUUUCUACUUGUGUUUUGCCAGCUGGUGUGGAAUUCUAUCCAUCUGGGUUUGAUUCUAAUAAUCCAUCAACUUUUCCAAAGAGUUAUCCCAUUGUUUUAACUGAGGGUGAUGGGUCAAAGAUUUAUGUUAGUUGCAUUGCGUUCCGAGAUCCUGUUUGUGAGGAUAUUGCUGAAGCUUAUCGCAUUCCUGCAAAUUCAUUUGCUGAUAAAUGCAUCUGUUUUGUUUCGCGUUCACCUAGUUUUAGAAUUCUACGAGAUGCUCUGGAGGAAAUUUUUACGCUUUGCUUUUCCUCUUCCGGAAGUAGCAAGCCAUUGUGGGAUGUCAUCGCAUAUGUAGUCUCCAAUGUACCUUUGCCUAAUCCUGGAAGGGAUAGGGUGCUGUUUGCUGUUGAGAAUACCCUACUUUCUGUUGAGGUUCCACCAAAAGAUGGGCUCCCCCACGCUGAUAUAUCAUUCCAGCCAUUGGUUCAGUGUUUGGAUGUUGACAAUGUCAUCCAGCUGUUUAUUGCUGUGUUGCUUGAAAGAAGGAUAUUACUUCGAUCAGACAAGUAUUCUCUUUUAACCCUCGUAUCAGAGUCAAUAUGCCAUUUAAUCUAUCCAUUUCGGUGGCAGCAUGUCUACAUUCCAUUACUAUUUUUCAGUGGAGUAGACUAUAUUGAUGCACCUACACCAUAUAUGAUGGGACUUCAUUCUGGUGUUGAUACAUAUGGUCUUAUGAUGGAUGGUGUAGUUAUUGUGGACCUUGAACAUAAUAGCAUCACUACAUCUGAGGAGAUUCCCUCUGUACCAGAGCCUGAGUAUAGCACUUUGCGUGGUGAAAUUAUGAAGCUGUUGUAUCCAAAUGUUGUUGGGAUAGACCAGAUGAAGUCCAGUAUGGGUAAUGCCACAGAACAGAAUCUAAGAGGUGGGAGCAGGCCAUGGGGAGAAGAUCAUGACCUUCAGCUUAGGUUCAUAUUCUUAAAAUUCCUGGCUUCCAUAUUAGGUGGCUACCGCAAUUUUAUAGAAAAUACUGCAACUCAGGUCUUCAACACUCAAGCUUUCUUAAAGAAGCGCUCUCGGUCAACCAACCAGCCACCAGAUCCAAUGAUAAGUCAGUUUUUAGAGUCUCAGGGUUUCAUGGAUUACCUGGAAAGAGGUCUUGGUUCAGAUGUAAGCAAUAACAAUCUCCUUGAUAAGUUGCAAGAUGCCAUUGGCAGGGAUCAGAAUCCUUUAUCAAUUCUUCCAUCUCUUUUAUCUGAGCCAGACAUUAUAACUAUAUCUGAUCCGGAUGUUGGAGUAUCAGGAUCAGGUGCCAAAUAUUGUUACGACAGGUUUCCUGAAAAUGUGAGAACAGAAGAGCAGGAGGAGAAGAGGAAGCAGAUUCUAGCCACAGCAAGUGGAGCUCUUGAAUAUUCUGGCAGGCAUACUCCUAGUUCACCUUCGGUACUUGCUGGUAAUGACUCAAGAGCUGAGAGCCUAAGUCCGAGGGAGAGAGCGGCAGAGAGAGAGCGCAUGGUUUUGGACAUAAAAGUAAAGCUGCAGGGACUAUGGUUACGCCUCUUGAAACUGGGUUCAACUGAUGAUCCUCUAUCAUCAUUUGAAUAUGGAACUAUCCUUGCUCUAAUUGAAUCUGACGCAGAGGGGAUUGGUGGUAGUGGCUUUGUUGAAUGUAUAAGAGAGCACAUAUAUUCAGGCUGGAACUGUCAAUUGACUGAGGAGCAGUUUAUUGCUGUGAAAGAACUGCUAAAAACGGCUAUUAGCCGUGCUACUUCCCGUAAUGACAUGGCAACAGUCAGAGAUGCCCUUGAAGUUUCUGCUGAAAUGUACAAAAAGGACGUGAAUAAUGUUUCUGACUAUGUUCAAAGACAUCUUCGAUCUCUAUCCAUCUGGGAGGAAUUGCGCUUUUGGGAAGGUUACUUUGACUUUCUACUGGAUAGAUAUUCUAGCAAGUCAACAAAUUACGCGACUUUGGUAACAACUCAGCUUAUUGUUGUUGCAACUCACAUGGCUGGGCUUGGACUUCAUGACAAUGAUGCGUGGUAUAUGAUUGAAACUAUUGCUGGGAAGAAUAACAUUGGUUAUAAGCAUAUUAUAAGACUUCGGGGAUAUCUAUCACAUAUCCGGCAGAUGUUCAUUGGUUACUGGGGAAUCUAUUCAGUCAAAUCACAAUCUGCAUCAGCCUUUGGUGUUCCCUCUCCACGUAAAGAUGCCGCUGAUGAUGAUCAACAACCGGCUGAGGUAUCAGGUGUUGGGCGAAGCUGGGUCCAGAGCAUGUUCAGCAGGGAGUCUUCACUGAGAGCCAACUCAUUUAGUCGGGUUCGCAAGUGGGCUUCUGAUAGUGGCUCUUUAGCCUCUAAUGAGAGUGGGGCUCCUCGCAAACAAGAUUUGUCUGCAGCUGGGCAAAAGAAAAUGCAUACCAGCAUUCGUAUGCUCAGAGGCCACACUGGAGCAGUCACCACCAUACAUUGUGUGACAAAAAGAGAGGUGUGGGAUCUAGUUGGGGACCGUGAGGAUGCAGGUUUCUUUAUCAGUGGAAGCACUGACACCACGGUUAGAAUUUGGGACCCCAGCCUCCGUGGUUCUGAACUUAGGGCAACAUUGAAUGGGCAUUCUAGGACUGUCAGGGCAAUUAGUUCUGAUCGAGGGAAAGUAGUAUCAGGAUCCGAUGACCAGAAUGUGAUUGUCUGGGAUAAACAGACAACUCAGCUACUUGAAGAACUGAAGGGCCAUGAGGGACAGGUCAGCUGUGUGCGCAUGUUGUCAGGUGAGCGAGUACUUACAGCUGCUCAUGAUGGAACCGUAAAAAUGUGGGAUGUGAGAACAGAUACCUGUGUGGCUACCGUGGGUCGUUAUUCAGGUGCUGUUCUCUGUAUGGAAUAUGAUGAUUCAACAGGAAUCUUGGCUGCUGCAGGCAGAGAUACGGUUGCAAAUAUUUGGGACAUCCGUGCUGGAAGGCAGAUGCACAAGCUAAUGGGUCACACAAAAUGGAUCAGGUCAAUUAGAAUGGUGGGGGACACAGUUAUUACAGGUAGUGAUGAUUGGACUGCACGGAUGUGGUCUGUCUCCCGAGGGACAUGUGAUGCUGUUCUAGCUUGCCAUGCUGGUCCAAUCUUAUGUGCGGAGUACUCUUUGCAAGAUAAAGGGAUAAUAACAGGUUCAACUGAUGGCCUUCUCCGGUUUUGGGAAAGUGAUGAUGGUGGUAUAAGAUGUGUAAAGAACGUUACUAUUCAUUCUGGUUCCAUAUUAUCCAUAAAUGCUGGAGAACACUGGCUAGGAGUUGGGGCAGCCGAUAAUUCAAUGUCUCUCUUCCAUCGACCUCAAGAGAGACUAGGUAAUUUAUCUGGCACUGGUUUGAAGAUGGGUGGAUGGCAGCUUUACAGGACUCCCCAGAAAACAGCUGCAAUGGUACGGUGUAUCUCUUCAGACCUUGAAAGGAAAAGGAUAUGCAGUGGUGGACGCAACGGGAUGCUUAGGUUGUGGGAUGCAACAAUUAACAUCUAAAUUCUGCUUCCCAAAUCGUGUAUUUCAAUGGAUUUUCAGAGUUUUUCGUGUUACGUAUGUUAUCUGCUACCGGUUUUGUAUCCUUGUCACUCUCCCUCUCCUGUGAAAGGCUAAUUUUGGAAUCUUUGUAACGUAAAUCCUUGAUGUUUUUCUUUCCAAAGAAAUUGCCAAUGGUUUGAGGAAUUGUUUUGAAGUUGGACUAGGAGAUUUCUGUGAUUGUUGCCACAAAUGGUUAGCACCAUUAAUAUACAAAACAUCAUAAUAUAUUGUUCUACUACAGAUAUACAUGAAGUUCUUAACAUUCUGCGGAAUUCACAACAUUGAUAAACAAUGUUUUUUGGUUGUGAGUAA
Messenger RNA from Ipomoea triloba (trilobed morning glory), 4291 nucleotides. RefSeq names its product DENN domain and WD repeat-containing protein SCD1. Gene Ontology annotation, molecular function: protein binding. The record is from RefSeq and is a predicted model, not a curated record. The coding region runs from base 296 to 3940 and encodes 1214 amino acids. Gene Ontology annotation, cellular component: cytoplasmic vesicle. NCBI's taxonomy places the organism in Eukaryota, Viridiplantae, Streptophyta, Magnoliopsida, Solanales, Convolvulaceae. The transcript is spliced from 31 exons. Gene Ontology annotation, biological process: regulation of Rab protein signal transduction.